Sclerotinia sclerotiorum 1980 UF-70 is the source of this 867-nucleotide messenger RNA. Its product is annotated as ribosome recycling factor domain-containing protein. Gene Ontology annotation, molecular function: ribosomal large subunit binding. Gene Ontology annotation, cellular component: mitochondrion. The transcript is spliced from 2 exons. The coding region runs from base 1 to 867 and encodes 288 amino acids. Gene Ontology annotation, biological process: translation. Lineage: Eukaryota; Fungi; Ascomycota; Leotiomycetes; Helotiales; Sclerotiniaceae. The record is from RefSeq and is a predicted model, not a curated record.
AUGCCGCCUCGUAUUUGUCUUCGUUCUGCUGAAUCAUUAAGACAGUCUUUAACAAGUCCCAAUUCACGAAAUGCUUCUCUUUUGGACUUACGACCCCUCCAAUUGAGUAAACCCGCUCCAAAGAUUUAUGAAAAUACCCCUCAGCAUCGCUACCUCAGCAAUACUUCUUCCCUCCAAUUCAAAAAUACCAUUCCUCUCCUCAAGAAAAAAGACAAAAACAACAAAUCAUCAUCUUCCGAUUCCUCUGAAAAUUCCUCUUCCUCUUCCUCUUCGACAGCAGAAGAAAAUGAUCCUUUUGAUUUUUCCACUCUCCAAACCGGUAUUGACAAGUCUCUUGAGAAGCUCAAGAAUGAUCUUGGGAAAUUGAGGACAGGGGGUCGUUUUAAUCCAGAGGUAUUAGAGGGAUUACGGGUGAAAUUGGGAAAAGAUGCAAAGGAAAGUUUUCGGUUAGGUGAUUUGGCGCAGGUUUUACCGAAAGGGGGGAGGAGCGUCGUUGUGCUUGUUGGGGAAAAAGAUCACAUUAAACCCAUCCUCUCCACCAUUCAAUCCUCUCCCACUCUAUCCCUCCAACCUGUUCCCGAUCCACAAAAUCCACACGCGCUGAAUAUUCCCAUACCACCUCCUACCAAAGAAUCUCGUGAUGCAGCGCUGCAAGCAGCUUCAAAAGCAGGAGAAUUGGCUAGCAAUGGGGUACGUAAUGCGAGAGGAGCUAUGCAGAAGAAGUUAAGGGCUAUGGAAGUGAAGAAGACGGUUAGACCGGAUGAUUCGAAAAAGGCUCAUAAGGAGAUGGAGAAGGUGGUUGAGAAGGGGAAUGGAGAGGUUAAGAAGCUGGUUGAGGCGGCGAGGAAGGGGAUGGAACAGGCUUAG